AGCUUGACUGACUCGCUAGCUAGCAGCCAGACGGGUUGAAUGGUUGAGUGCGUUCGAAUGAUAGAGGGUUUUCUGUUUGAGCAAUUUAUGUUUGGAAAGUAAAUAGAUUGAAUUUGUUGCUUUCGAAAGACUUGCACACAGAUCGGAAUGGGGGAAAAAAUCUCAAAGACUCGGGCAUGGGUCAUUGUGACCAUUCUUAUGGUGGCCUGCAUCGUCGCUUUGGCUUUGGGUCUUGCCCUCGGGCUUAGAGACGACGAAAAGGAGUACGUUUACGUACCCAUGGAGUGCGAAACAGACGCCAUGCCGUCUUCCUCCAGGUUAAAAAAGGACUCACCCUUGUAUGUUAGACCCAGCGAUACCAAAGAAGGCAACUACAGAUUUGGAACGGUCGCAGCGGAUUCCAGAAUGUGCUCGUCAAUGGGAUCUGAGAUGAUGAUACGUCACGGUGGGAGUGCGGUAGACGCUGCCAUCACCGGUAUCCUGUGCUCAGGAGUCUUCAACUUCCAGAGUUGUGGAAUAGGAGGGGGCUUCUUUAUGACAUUCUACCGCAGAGAGGAUCAGAAGCGGUUUGCAGUGAUGUCUAGGGAAAUGGCACCAGGCGCGGCGAGCGAAGAUAUGUACGUCGACGGCAAGGCAAGCUCUACUGAGGGCGCAAUGGCGAUAGGAAUACCCGGGGAAAUUAAGGGCCUUUACGAAGCGUGGACGCGCGGAGGUCGCCUUCCAUGGGAAACAUUAUUCCGACCAAUCAUUCAACUCUGUGAGGAUGGAUAUCCAGUAGGACCCCUGCUUGCAAAAGAUAUUAAAAAUAAUGAAAGAUUUUAUCCGACCUAUUCAUCUCUGAGGGCUCUAGUUACAAACGCCAACGGCGAACUUCUUAAAGAAGGUGACACCAUCCGUCUUCCAAAGCUUGCGGAAACUAUGAGGAAGAUUUCCCAGGACCCUUUCACAUUCUACAACGGGACUCUUGCCAAAGACAUUGUCAAGGACAUUCAGGAUGAGGGUGGUAUCAUAACGGAACAGGACCUACAGCAGUACUUCUCGGCAGUGAAGUCACCCAUUGAGUUGCAAAUGAGCGGUGGUUAUACCGCGAUUGCACCUCCCCCACCCUCCAGCGGGGGCGUUCUUAUACUGAUCCUCAACAUUUUAAACGGUUACAAAUUGACAAGCGAAAACUUUAUGGACAACGAAGGGGCCACAGAGACGCUCCAUAGAGUGAUAGAAUCAUUUAAACAUGGAUUUUCACUCCGAUCCAACUUGGGGGACUCCGACAUGGAAGACUCUACAUUUAAAGCUAAUGUCCAAGAGCUGAUUGCAAAUAUGACGUCACCAGAUUUCGCUGCAGCGAAAAGGGCAAAAAUUACCAGAAACACCCAUGAGACAAGUUACUACGAGCCGGCAUUUGAUUUCGCCAUCCCCGACGCAGGAACCAGCCACCUGUCGGUUCUUGGUCCGAACGGUGACGCUGUAUCAAUCACGAGUACAGUAAAUCUGUAUUUUGGCUCCAAGGUGGUGGGAAACAGAACGGGCAUCGUUUUUAACAACCAAAUGGACGACUUCUCAACGCCAAACACAACAAACUAUUUUAAUGUCCCAGCGUCUCCUGCAAACUUCAUCAAGCCUUACAAGCGGCCAAUGUCGUCCAUUUCACCGACCAUAGUUCUGAAUGAAAAUGGUGAUGUUGUCUUGGUAACGGGAGCUUCUGGAGGAACACGCAUUCUUACUUCAACGGCUUUGUCGGUGAUUGAGACUAUGUGGCUGGGCCUAGGUAUGAAGGAGGCAAUAGAAUACCCUAGAUUUCACCACCAGCUCUUGCCCCUGGAACUUCGGAUAGAAGAGGACAUGCCGCAGGCGAUAAUGAAUGGUCUGAGGGAGCGAGGACAUAAAUUUGAGCUAAAUACAAAUCUUGGAUCAGCUGUACAGGCCAUUCUUAGAAGACCUUCCUCAAACGGCGUCUAUGAUAGUAAAGAUAUCUAUGCUUACUCGGAUCCAGUUAAAUAUGGUCUUCCCGAUGGGGCGUAACCGUUGUAUCUUCUAGGAAUGUAUCUAAGAAAUUUUAACAGCAUUUAAUUGGUUUAAUACAUCAACAAAAAACGAAUUUGGUGACCCUAGUAACACCUACAUGCCAGGAAAAAGUUGUAAUAAUGAACAUUAAAGCUUUGGUACCCUACUUAAAGUGACAUUCUUAUUCAAAAUCACUACAUACUUAUGUAUUACAAACAUAAAUUUUGAGUGAUACACCCUUAACUACUUACUAAAUAAUGCAUUUAUGGAAAAUAUGAAUUACUGAAAACAAAAUUCUAACCGUGUAUUAGCUGAAAACGUAUUUUUUUUAAAAUGAUUGGUGAGUGCUAAAAGUUUAACUGCGAUCUACUAUCGUCUCAUAAGGUAGAAAAAAACCGUGUUUUCUUCACCUUCCUGUCAAAUUAAACUCGGUAUCCUUUAUAAGAAUCAUUGUUUUCGAUAUUUAUUCAUCCUUUUUAGUAAAUUAAAACAAUUGUAUUAAUUGUUGUAAAUCCUAUCUGGGAGUAAUAGUGCAUCUUUAAGGCUUAAUUAAAACGUUGAGUGAAUGAAACAUUUUUUGAACACAAUCGGCACAGGUCAUUUAAUUCUCUGGAACUGCCGAUUCUUUAAAAGGACUAAAAUUACCUGUUAAUGUGUUGCAUUGCCUUUUAACCAGACAUUUAUACAUUUAUACUCAUGUAAUCAUUUAUCACCAUGUUAUUGUUAUAAUGUGUAAUAUUUUCAUAUUUACUGUUGAAUUAAUAUUGGAAAUCCAUUAUACAUAAUGAAUAAAAAAUAUAUAUACAGCUGCAUAAAUAGCCCAAUUG
Messenger RNA from Mya arenaria, 2828 nucleotides. RefSeq names its product glutathione hydrolase 1 proenzyme-like. Gene Ontology annotation, molecular function: glutathione gamma-glutamate hydrolase. The record is from RefSeq and is a predicted model, not a curated record. The transcript is spliced from 12 exons. Gene Ontology annotation, biological process: glutathione catabolic process. Lineage: Eukaryota; Metazoa; Mollusca; Bivalvia; Myida; Myidae. The coding region runs from base 148 to 2019 and encodes 623 amino acids. Gene Ontology annotation, cellular component: plasma membrane.